Aspergillus thermomutatus is the source of this 603-nucleotide messenger RNA. RefSeq names its product 60S ribosomal protein eL6. The record is from RefSeq and is a predicted model, not a curated record. Gene Ontology annotation, cellular component: cytosolic large ribosomal subunit; ribosome. The transcript has 3 exons. The coding region runs from base 1 to 603 and encodes 200 amino acids. Gene Ontology annotation, biological process: cytoplasmic translation; ribosomal large subunit assembly. NCBI's taxonomy places the organism in Eukaryota, Fungi, Ascomycota, Eurotiomycetes, Eurotiales, Aspergillaceae. Gene Ontology annotation, molecular function: structural constituent of ribosome; RNA binding.
AUGUCGGACUCUACUGUUGGCCAGACGAAGCAGUUUGGAAAGGGCCAGAGGACCGUUCCGGCUCAGAAGGCCCAGAAAUGGUACCCCGUUGAUGACGAGUCGCAGCCUAAGAAAGUUCGCAAGGCUAUUCGUCCUACCAAGCUCCGGGAAAGCCUUCAGCCCGGUACUAUUCUGAUCCUCCUCGCCGGUCGCUUCCGUGGCAAGCGUGUCAUCCUCCUCAAGCACCUUGACCAGGGUGUCCUCCUCGUUACCGGUCCCUUCAAGAUCAACGGUGUUCCUCUCAGACGGGUGAACGCUCGCUACGUGAUCGCCACUAGCAAGCGUGUGGACAUCAGCAGCGUCGACCAGAGCGUCCUCGAGAAGGUCAGCGCUUCUGACUACUUCACCAAGGAGAAGAAGGCCGAGAAGAAGACCGAGGAGGCUUUCUUCAAGCAGGGAGAGAAGCCCGAGAAGAAGAAGGUUGCCAGCGCUCGUGCCAGUGACCAGAAGGCUGUCGACCAGUCCAUCCUGGCCUCCGUCAAGAAGGAGGCCUUCCUCGGCAGCUACCUCGCCAGCACCUUCAGCCUCCGGAACGGCGACAAGCCCCACGAGAUGAAGUGGUAA